CACCAGUAAUAAACGGCACAUGGAAGAGCAGGAAUAACGCAAUAAUAAGCAGCCUCUAGACGAUUUGUUAAAUGACUCCCCGAACCCCCCAAGCAAGCCACUGGCUGAUUUGCAGUGGCACGGAAGAAAAAAGGCACGAGCGCAACGACGACGACGACGACGACGACGACGACGACGACGACGACAUCAACCCUGCUCUGCUCUGCCCUGCCCUACCCUGCCCUGCCCUGCAACCUCCUCCUACUUUGCUUGCCUGCUACUGGAGCAAGAGCAAGAGCUGGAGCAAGAGCUGGAGCAAGAGCAGGAGCAGGAGCAGGAGCAGGAGCAGGAGCAGGAGCCGGAGCGGGCCGCGACAUACAGAAGCAGCAAGAGGUGCGCGCGCGGGGCGAGGAUCCUUCUUGCCCCUUAUGUAUCAAUCACCAAAUGAGCCCGUCCAUCAAUCCUCUCGAGAGGUGAAACAUUGCUUCUUCUCCAUCUUUCUUCCCCUCCCCCUGCUUUUGGCCGGGCCCUCCCGUCAGGUGUGUUACGGUAUUUCUUCCAUCCUUUAGUCUUGCAGUCGCUUUCCAAACAUAUGCUCCUUCGAACCCUGACGACAGCCGUGCUUCUGAUACACUACAUACACCACACACCCUACACACACUACACCACACUACACUA
Messenger RNA from Colletotrichum navitas, 657 nucleotides. RefSeq lists its product as uncharacterized. The transcript has a single exon. Lineage: Eukaryota; Fungi; Ascomycota; Sordariomycetes; Glomerellales; Glomerellaceae. The record is from RefSeq and is a predicted model, not a curated record. The coding region runs from base 72 to 548 and encodes 158 amino acids.